GUUUUCUCUUCAUGGCAAAACCAGACAAACUCAGGAUUAUCUUUAAGGAUUGUCCAGGAAGAAUUCCUGUCUGUGCAACAAAAAAGACUGCAUUCCAGUGUUCAGAAGCUAUUUAAUGCCUUGUCUUUUCCUUCUGGGGAAAGAUGCAGGGAGCUGAAAAUAUCUGCUGCCCUUCCAGAAUUAGAGAGGUUUGUGCGACAUUUUACAGUCAGCAGCGUCAGUCGUGAGCCAAUAAUGAGAGCACAUCUUCCUAUUUUAUUGCAACAAUCGGAAAUCAUUCCUGAUAGCAAAGCAGAAAGUGAUAAGGUGGUUAUCACCAUUAUAACUGGCCUUCCAGGAUGUCGUUGCAGCGAUCUGUGCGCUUUUCUUGUGACUUUUAACAAGGAGCGUGGAAGGUGGAUAGUUUAUCGGCAAACUAUGGAUAGUCCUGAAUGUUUCAGUGCAACCCACUUCCAGCGCUACCUCUCCAGUGUCCUGGAGGCUCAGCAAAGUCACAGCGUCCGUCAGUCCACUUAUGCUAAGAAGAACAAACGUCUCUUAGUGGUCUUGCAAGGAUAUACUGAUGUUAUUGAUGUUGUACAGGCUCUGCAAACUCAUCCUGACCCAGAUGUGAAGUCUUCUUUCAUCAUUGGAGCAGUUAAUACUUGUGUGGAGCCAUUGAGUUGCUAUAUUGAACACAGGCUUCUUUUUCCCAAGUUCUUGGACCAGUGUUCACAAGGACUAGUGAGUAACGUGGUUUUCACCAGUCAUGCUACAGACCAGAGGCAUCCACUCCUUAUGCAACUGCAGAGCCUUAUCCGAGCGGCAAAUCCUGCUGUUUCAUUCAUCUUGGCAGAAAAUGGAGUUGUAACUAGGAAUGAGGAUAUUGAAUUAAUUCUCUCAGAAAGCAGCUUUUCAAAUCCUCAGAUGAUGAGAGCUCGAUAUUUAAUGUAUCCUGGCUGGUAUGAAGGCAAAUAUGGAGCUGGGUCGGUCUUCCCUCCAAUGGUUCAGAUCUGUGUGUGGUUUAAUCGUCCUCUAGAAAAAACACGAUUUGUGACCAAAUGUAAAGCGAUUAAGUCAUUGCUUAAGCCAAGUCCUUUUUCUGGAAACAUUUAUCACAUCAUGGGCAAAGUUAAGUUUUCAGAUUCUGAUAAAGUGAUUGAAGUCUGUCACAACACAUCAUCUAAUUCACUAAGCCUUGUGCCUGUUCAGGAGGGGCCAACUCCUCCUGAUUCAAGAAGCGAUAACAGAGAUUGCAGCAGUCAACAGGAGUGCUUCCUUGUGUUUGUUGGCUGCUCUCUUAAGGAAGAAGAUAUAAAAGACUGGCUCAGAGAAACUGCAAAACAG
Molecule: messenger RNA, 1326 nt
Organism: Cariama cristata (Red-legged seriema)
Lineage: Eukaryota; Metazoa; Chordata; Aves; Cariamiformes; Cariamidae
Exons: 12
Source: RefSeq, a predicted model, not a curated record